Aspergillus tanneri is the source of this 1053-nucleotide messenger RNA. Its product is annotated as protein phosphatase regulator REG1. The transcript has 2 exons. The record is from RefSeq and is a predicted model, not a curated record. NCBI's taxonomy places the organism in Eukaryota, Fungi, Ascomycota, Eurotiomycetes, Eurotiales, Aspergillaceae. Bases 1 to 1053 code for a protein of 350 amino acids. Gene Ontology annotation, biological process: cellular response to glucose starvation; protein catabolic process in the vacuole.
AUGAGACUCAACCUGAGCACCGUGUCACCAGAUACCCUCAAUUGGCUGAAGGAUUGUGAUGUGACAUGGCUGUAUGGGCCGUUGAAAACGCACUCAAACAUAGAAAAGCCAACUACUUCGCCGCCUCCGAGCUGCCUCGAAACGCCGACAUUUUCUAUGGAUAGGAAACCUAUUUUGAAGAAAAGGACCGCAUCUGAAUCAAUACUACAACGGUCUUUGUCACAGCAUACUCUAUUACAACAUGCAGGGGCUAUAUUGAAGGCACAAGAAGCGGAUCUAAGUCGUACCCGUCCCUCCUUAGGCCGACAUACAUCGAAAAUUGGGGCACUGAACAGAUCAUCUGAUGGGAUUCCGCAGAGCUCACUUACUGAUACUUCAACAAAUACAUCCUCUGGAACUGACUCGCCAAGUGAUAGGCGGCAUAUUCAUUUUAACGAUGAAGUCGUGCAGUGCAUCGCUGUGGAAGCCAAGGGAGACGAAGAAGAUGUGGAGUGGCUAACUACACCCGGGGAUGACGACGAUGGGCUUGUCAUGAUGAAACAGAUCUCUCCACACGAAUCAGUUGGUGGGGGGAAUAUAAUACGGAGCAGUUCAAAUGGGGAUAACAAGACGAUUGCACCCCUUCCUUCUACGACGCUUAAGUAUCGCAAAGAUACCUCAGAAUCCCCGGUGUGCUCUAUAAUGGAUCGGUGGACCGAAUAUUUCUCGACACCUUCGUUGAGCUCUGACUCUACAAAAGCAUACUGGUAUUCUGACCAGUCGGCCGACUUUUUCUCUGAAGAGGACCAUGAAGAUAUUUGCACUGGGCUGGAUUCCAAGUGGGAAUGCAAACAUUGCUCACGGAACCCAGCAGACCAAAAUCAUCCUUGGUUUAUGAACACUGAAGAUGAAGAAGAGCUCGCCAAAAAUCUUAGUUUUUCGCAGUCAGAAUUACCUACGUCUCCUGGCGAAGGCGGGCAGUCUUACCCCGAUAUGUUUGACAAGAUAAUUGAUGCUGUCAACACAGCCCGGGAUAUCGCCCAUGUCAUAUGGAAUGUCGGGUGGCGCCGAUGA